AUGACUACAGGUCCUGGCUUGACGCCUGCUGUGUGGGAUAAAAUCGACCCUGAGCUGGUAGAGGAAGCAAACCAGAGAUUGGGGAAUUGCUAUGUGAUUAAUCCCGAGAACAGUAAGGAAGAAAAUGUGAGGGACCAUCUAAACAAGGGCAUUGUACCUGAUGACAUUGAUGUUCAUUGCCUAGCAGGUCUAAUUAAGGCAUGGUUCAGAGAGCUUCCUGCAGGAGUACUUGAUGGCCUUUCCCCCAAACAAGUUCUGCAAUGUAAAACAGAGGAAGAGAGUGUGGAACUUGUGAAACUACUCCUCCCAACUCAAGUUGCACUCCUUAACUGGGCCGUUGAUCUUAUGGCAGAUGUUGUCGAAGGGGAAGAAGCUAACAAGAUGAAUGUAAGAAAUAUUGCCAUGGUCUUUGCUCCUAACAUGACUCAGAUGCUCGAUCCAUUGACAGCUUUGAUGCAUGCAAUUCAAGUAAUGAAUCUUCUCAAGACCUUAAUCUUGAAGACCCUGCGUGGCGUUACACUGCGGGAACGUAAAGAGACUGGGACAGGAGGGUCUUCACCCUUCUCUUCUACUUCAUCAGAUAUGCGAGCUGAUAAAGACUUUAAUAGCAGAUGAGGAGAAUUAGGUAAAAUCAGAUCCGUUGAAGUAACUCAUCCUAUUUUGGACCCUAACUUAGAUGAGGAGUAAUAAGUAAAAUCAGAUCCAUUGGACCUAUAUGGCCUCUAUAUGAUGGGCAUUUGUUUGUUGUAUGCAGCUCCUUUACACUUUGUAGAACACAUGUAUGCCACACCAUCUAGACUGUCCCAGUUUUUAUAAGGAUAGACAUAUUUUAGACAUUGAUAUAAUGGACCAUCCAUAGUUUCUAUCAUUAUUUUAAUGGUUCGGAUCACAACUAUGUCCAGUAGCACAGAGGAUUAACGUCUAACAGAGCAUUCUCGUUUUAUGGUUUUCUAUCAUCAUAGCAGUGCUUGUGUCAUAGUACUAAUAGACAUCAUAUUCAAUGAAGGGAAAAGACCCAAUCCACCUACAUACAUUUGGCACAUGUAUUGAUAAUCCGAGCCAUUCAUUCAUCUUAAGGUCCACCAAUGGACCAUUAACCAAACAUCAUCUUGAUCAGAUAAUCCUAGCCACUAACUACAUUUUAGUGAUUUUGUACACUACUUUUUCACAUGGUUAGAAUUGUGUGGUUAGUGUAAUUUUCAGCCUAUGAUCCAUUCACAUUUGUCCAUGAUAAACCAACGGUUCAGAUCAUCAAACACAAGCCAUAUAUGCAGUAAAAUGAAAGGAAUGGACUGGAUCUUCUUAAAAAAUCAAGCAAAAAAAUAGACCCAAAAACCAAAAUACUAAGAACCCAUUUCUCAAGACAGAAAAUUCAAAGGACCCAUCAAAUAAAUAAAUAAAAGAAGAAGAACAAGAACAAGAAGAAGAAAUCCUAUCCAUACAUUCCAAAGCAUAGAUACGAAUCAAAUGGCGGAAAAAAGAAAAAGAAAAAAAAAGAGCAAUGUACUGGUACUUUGUUGACAGCUCCAAUGGUUGAGAUGGCAACAGCUAUGGCUUCUAGAAAUCUUCCGUACACCCUUCCGUGGAUUAGGUGCUCUAGAGUAGGAUGAGUUGGACUUAAGAGAGAGAGAGAGAGAGAGAAAGAGGGGCGUGUUACGGCGAGGAGGGCACGGCCGAGAGAUCAGCGUACUUCCUCUUGCAGGCCUUCUCAGACUUUGACGUGUUGUUCUGACGAGAAG
Messenger RNA from Magnolia sinica, 1739 nucleotides. RefSeq names its product rho GTPase-activating protein 2-like. Gene Ontology annotation, molecular function: GTPase activator activity. The transcript has 3 exons. Lineage: Eukaryota; Viridiplantae; Streptophyta; Magnoliopsida; Magnoliales; Magnoliaceae. The record is from RefSeq and is a predicted model, not a curated record. The coding region runs from base 1 to 615 and encodes 204 amino acids. Gene Ontology annotation, biological process: signal transduction.